CAAUAAAAACAAAGAAUCGUGGCUGACUGUCACUCUGUUUCAGUUACUUUUUCCUAUCUUCUUAAAAACUUCUUCUUCUCCUUCUUCUUGUUGCAUGUUGGAGCAAGGCAACAUGGUGAUCAGACAGCUUCUUAGAUCGUCUCUUCGAGCACAGCUUGGUUCAUAUCAAAAGCAUGUUGCUGCUUCUAGAAGUUUGCAAGAGAACUUGUGUCGAGUUCCUUUACUUGCUAGAUUGUAUGGCACUGAGGCAUCUUUGCAAAAGGAAGAUGAUUUGAAUGUUAAAGGAUUUAAAGGGCAUGAUAUGCUCGCACCUUUUACAGCAGGGUGGCAAACUAAUGAUUUGCAUCCACUGGUGAUAGAAAAAUCAGAGGGUAGCUAUGUAUAUGACACUAAUGGGAAGAAGUAUCUGGAUGCUCUUGCUGGUCUAUGGUGCACUGCCUUAGGAGGAAAUGAACCUCGACUUGUGGCUGCUGCUACUGCACAAUUGAAUACUCUGCCAUUUUAUCAUUCAUUUUGGAAUCGUACAACAAAACCUUCUUUGGAUCUUGCAAAGGAGCUUCUCGAUAAUUUUACUGCAAACAAAAUGGCAAAAGCUUUCUUUACAAACAGUGGAUCGGAAGCCAAUGACACUCAGGUGAAGCUGGUUUGGUAUUACAAUAAUGCUCUUGGAAGACCAAAUAAGAAGAAAUUUAUAGCACGAGCAAAAUCGUACCAUGGUUCAACUUUGAUUGCAGCUAGUCUUUCUGGCCUUCCGGCUCUGCACCAAAAAUUUGAUCUGCCUGCACCAUUUGUAUUGCACACUGACUGUCCUCAUUAUUGGCGCUACCAUCUUCCAGGUGAGACAGAAGAGGAGUUUUCAACGAGAUUAGCCAAAAAUUUAGAGGAUCUCAUCCUCAAAGAGGGACCAGAGACGAUAGCCGCAUUUAUUGCUGAGCCUGUCAUGGGGGCAGGAGGUGUGAUACCUCCUCCUGCAACUUAUUUUGAGAAGAUUCAAGCUGUUGUGAAAAAAUAUGACAUACUCUUCAUUGCAGAUGAGGUAAUUUGUGCAUUUGGAAGGCUGGGGACCAUGUAUGGUUGUGAUAAAUACAAUAUUAAACCAGAUCUCGUUUCUUUAGCAAAGGCUCUUUCUUCUGCUUAUAUGCCCAUUGGAGCCGUCCUUGUGAGUCCUGAAGUUGCAGAUGUCAUUUACUCUCAAAGCAACAAACUUGGUACUUUCUCUCAUGGAUUUACUUAUUCUGGGCACCCUGUAUCCUGCGCUGUUGCCAUUGAAGCACUCAAGAUUUAUAAGGAAAGAAAUAUUGUUGCGCAAGUAAAUAGCGUAGCACCAAAGUUUCAAGAUGGUAUAAAAGCCUUCUCUGACAGUCCUAUUAUUGGAGAGAUAAGGGGAACUGGCUUGAUUCUUGGUACAGAGUUUGCAGACAACAAGUCUCCAAAUGAUCCAUUCCCUCCGGAAUGGGGCAUAGGAGCAUACUUUGGAGCCCAGUGCGAAAAGCAUGGUAUGUUAGUUCGUGUUGCUGGUGACAACAUAAUGAUGUCUCCUCCAUUUAUAAUAACUCCGGAAGAGGUUGAUGAGUUGAUAAGCAAAUAUGGGAAAGCACUGAAGGCCACCGAGGAGAGGGUGAAGGAACUCAAAUCUCAGCAGAAGUAAAUGAUAAUGGUUGAUUAUGAUGAAAAAUCUGUAGUCUUUCAUGUAAAUCAAGCUUUGUUUUCAGUCUGUUAACUUAAUAAACAUAUGGAUUAUCUCAAUAAAGCACAUCUUUCAAC
This is a messenger RNA of Pistacia vera, 1764 nucleotides long. RefSeq names its product gamma aminobutyrate transaminase 3, chloroplastic. NCBI's taxonomy places the organism in Eukaryota, Viridiplantae, Streptophyta, Magnoliopsida, Sapindales, Anacardiaceae. The transcript is spliced from 19 exons. The record is from RefSeq and is a predicted model, not a curated record. Gene Ontology annotation, biological process: biotin biosynthetic process. Gene Ontology annotation, molecular function: S-adenosyl-L-methionine:8-amino-7-oxononanoate transaminase activity; pyridoxal phosphate binding. The coding region runs from base 95 to 1648 and encodes 517 amino acids.